CAUGGGGAACUGGAUUGUUAAUCACGGGUUCACUGCCUUCUUAUUGUUUAUAUGGAUGGGCAUCAACAUAUUUCUGUUCGUCUGGUUCUAUUUCUUUUACGAUCUGGGAGAUCAGUUCAUCUACACAAGACAUCUUUUGGGGUCUGCGCUGGCAUGGGCUCGUGCUCCUGCUGCUGUGCUCAACUUCAACUGCAUGCUCAUCCUGCUGCCCGUCUGCCGCAACCUGCUCUCGCUCAUACGAGGGACUUUCAUGUGCUGUGGGCGAACCAUGAGGAAACAGAUUGAUCAUAAUCUCAGUUUCCACAAACUCGCCGCUUACAUGAUCGGUUUAAUGACGGCGGUGCACACUGUUGCACAUUUGCUGAAUAUUGAAUGGUACAAUGACAGCAUCCGGGGGGAUUAUGAUGCUCUGAGCGACGCACUGUCCCGUCUGGAGGACGAGGGCAACACCACCUACCUGAAUCCUAUUCGAUCAAACAACACUACUCCCACUCAUUUUGCGUUCACCUCACUGGCUGGGAUCACGGGGGUGAUCAUCACGCUCUCGCUCAUUCUCAUCAUCACCUCCUCCAUGGAGGUCAUCCGCCGCAGCUACUUUGAGGUCUUCUGGUACACGCACCACCUGUUUGUGGUCUUCUUCAUUGGGCUGGUCAUCCAUGGAGCAGGACGGAUUGUGCGGAGUCAGCAGACCACAGACCCCCCACAUAACACAAGCUUUUGUUUUAGUCGACCUGAGCAAUGGGGCACAAUUCCUGAGUGCCCGAUACCUCAGUUUGCUGGAGGAUUUCCACAGACUUGGAUGUGGGUGAUUGGGCCCAUGUUCCUUUACCUGUGCGAGCGCUUGCUGCGCUUUAUUCGCUACAUGCAGAAGGUCGAAUACAGAAAGAUUGUGAUGCGGCCCUCCAAAGUGCUGGAGCUGCAGCUGACGAAGAAAGGCUUCAAGAUGGACGUCGGCCAGUACAUCUUCCUCAACUGCCCGUCCAUCUCGCAGCUGGAGUGGCACCCGUUCACCAUGACCUCGGCGCCCGAGGAGGACUUCUUCAGCGUGCACAUCCGCUCCGCCGGGGACUGGACGGACAAACUCAUCAGCAUGGUGCAGGAGCUGCCCGAGGGAGCUCAGGGGCCAAAAAUGGGUGUGGAUGGCCCUUUUGGCACUGCCAGUGAGGACGUGUUUGACUACGAGGUGGCCAUGCUGGUUGGGGCCGGGAUUGGGGUGACCCCGUUUGCCUCCAUCAUGAAAUCCAUCUGGUACAAGUUCAAAGAAUCCAACCCCAAGCUGCGCACACGGAAGAUUUACUUCUACUGGCUGUGCAGGGAGACGCACGCCUUCGAGUGGUUCGCCGACCUCCUGCAGGUGCUGGAGUCGGAGAUGGAGGAGAGAGGCAUGGCGGACUUCCUCACUUACAAGCUCUUCCUGACAGGCUGGGACAAAAGCCAUGCAACGCAUGCAAUGGUUCAUUUUGAUGAGGACACAGAUAUCGUCACCGGACUGAAGCAGAAGACCCACUAUGGCAGGCCAAAUUGGGACAAAGAAUUUGAGCAAGUUCGCAAAGAGAACCCCACUUCCACGGUCGGCCAGUUCCUCUGUGGCCCUGCCGUCUUGGCCAAGGUCUUGGAGAAGAAAUGCGUCAAGUACUCAGACGUAGACCCCCGGAAAACAAGGUUUUACUUCAACAAGGAGAACUUCUGAGUGACACUGUGCUGGAAAGAUGGACGAUGUUUUAUAAUGUUGUUACUGAUGAGCCUGCAGUUCAACUCGCUAUUACCAGAGUGAUUCUUUAAGGAUGGGGGUGGGGUGGGGGGGGCUAGACCCUGUUAAUUCUAGUGGUAGUGGCCUACCUAUAAGGACAAGACAUUCAUUUGACAGGUUACACUGUGUGCUGUGCACACAAAGACAUCCAUUAUUGUUUCUAAUAAAUACUUGAUACUUCUGGGUUUGCACUGAUGCUACUAGGUUGGAGAUUUGUACCCUUAUUUGAUUGCUGGGUGGCGUUUGUAAACGUGCAACUCGUGUUUUAUGCAACACCACACUGUUUCCAGGUAGAGGUCCACGUGGCCAGUGCCAGUAAAGGAAAUCUUUUUUUUUUUAAAAAAAGGUUCCGGUUAGCUCAAAGCGCAGGGAUCCUUGAUCUGUGUAGGACUUCAUCUUUCACAGACAAGGAAAUGUGGCGUCAUGGAAACUACUGUACAUCUACACCGUUUUAAAAGUUCUGUUACAGGAAUUUCCUCUUGUAUAGAUGUCUAUCAGACUGCUUUUGAGAUACUGUCGUCUCAUGACUCAUCUUUUGAGGCUCUUUAUUUAGGUCUGAAAGACAAAUACAUGUUCAACAAAA
Messenger RNA from Sardina pilchardus (European sardine), 2333 nucleotides. It is a transcript of the gene nox1, whose product is annotated as NADPH oxidase 1. The transcript is spliced from 13 exons. Bases 2 to 1690 code for a protein of 562 amino acids. Gene Ontology annotation, molecular function: superoxide-generating NAD(P)H oxidase activity. Gene Ontology annotation, biological process: superoxide anion generation; defense response. Gene Ontology annotation, cellular component: NADPH oxidase complex; plasma membrane. NCBI's taxonomy places the organism in Eukaryota, Metazoa, Chordata, Actinopteri, Clupeiformes, Clupeidae. The record is from RefSeq and is a predicted model, not a curated record.